GCUAUCAAAACAAACACGAUCUAGAUAAUGACUGCCCUUGAAACUUUGCCGAAAUAAAAGACGGAAUGGAGAUCUUUGCGUUCAAUACCGUUUUUUGGAAUAUUAUAAAAACCUUACUUAUACUGUUUCUGUUUUCCAUUCUGUAUGAUUGGGUCCAGAUGCUAAUAUGGAAGCACAAAUACAAGAUAAAAGGUCCCUUCCCCGUUCCUGUAUUUGGAAACUUGUUGACCUACAUCAUGGCCCCUGGUGUCGAUCAUCACCGUAAACAGAUUGAAAAGUAUGGAGAUGUUUUCGGAGGACCCUCGGGCUCAAUGAAGACCUUGAACGUUGCCAACAUUGAGUUGCUGAAGAAAAUCAUGAUCAAGGACCACGUUGAGUUCCAAAACCGAUAUGUUUUCCCAGGUGUGUCCGAUCCUCCACCUGUAGAUAAAACAUUGUUAAAUCUGGAAGAUGAAGCGUGGAAACGCGUCAGAAGCAUUAUUACCCCCAGCUUUAGUGCCGGAAAAUUGAAACAGAUGACCAAACAGAUGAAUUCCUGCGCUAAACUGCUCGUUGCCGGCCUUCUAGAAAAGGCAAACUCAAGGGCUGUAAUAGAUCCAAGAGUACAUUUUGGCUGCUACACCAUGGACGUUAUUGCCAGUAACGCUUUUGGAAUUGUCACCAACGCCUUCAAAAACCCCGACGACCCGUUUAUUUGGCACGCGAAAAAAAUAUUUUCUACGCCAGUCAUCAAUCCAAUUUUUCUUUGCAUGUUUUUGUUCCCGCGCAUUAUGAUUCCAAUUACAAACCUGUUUAAGUUUAGUGCUUACUACCCGCAAGAUUCCUUGGCCUUUUUCCGUGACGUUUCAGCCAAAAUCAUUGAACAACGAAAACAAGAUCCAGAUGCAAGCCGAGUGGAUUUGCUUCAACUGAUGCUUAAUGCGGAACUUCAGGAUGAUGAAAACGAGAGCAAGACCACGAAAAGAUUGUCGGUGGAGGAACUUACUGGCCAGAUGUUCAUAGUGCUUGUGGCUGGAUACGAAACCACCGCAUCCCUUCUGCAGUAUGCGGCUUACGUCUUGGCAACAAACUCUGACGUACAGGAUAAACUUAUAGCCGAGAUAGACAACUGUAUUUCUGAGGAUGUCCAAGAGCUGAAGUAUGACGUGAUUCAGGAUAUGGCCUACCUUGACCAAGUUAUCAACGAGACAUUGAGAAUGUAUCCACCACUUGCAUCGAUGAACAGGACGACCAGCCAUCACAAGGACGUGUUGUUGGAUGGCUAUUGGUUUCCUGCUAACACACUGAUCCAGUACAGCAUUUACAUGAUUCAUCAUGACCCUCAACUUUAUCCGGAACCAGACAAGUUUAUACCGGAAAGGUUUCUCCCUGAAGUGAAAGCCAAACGUGACACUUUCACCUUCAUACCGUUCGGGCAUGGUCCUCGUAAUUGUAUUGGCAUGCGGCUUGCUCUCCUGGAGUUGAAAAUCGCCCUGGUGGCUACCUUGAGGAAGGUCAAGUUCUUUCAAGUCCCUGAAACUGAGGUGCCAUUGGAAUUGAUCACUUACGAGCCGUUCCUGCGACCAGUCAGACCUAUCAAGGUUGGGGUGGAAAGGCGGUCCUCCUCUCAAGACUAAACAACACAGUGACGUUUUUCUGUUUUUUGUUUCGAAACAAACAAUAUGUAACCCUGAUAUAACACAAGUAUUUUUUUCGGAAUUUUAUUCAAUAAUUCUGGAUAAUAGGCUGCGGCUGUUCUUGGCCAGUCUUUGAUUGCUGCUGGUUUAAGAAAAACAAGUUUUUUGUUAGGCGAAAGAUCGUAAAGUUGACAAUUAACAUACAGUGUGCACAUAUAGAAAUAGAAUGGUCAAAAAGAAUGGUUGUCGACAAUUAUUUACUGAUUGUUUUGCGGAAGUGUAUAUAUCGUUGGAGCUCUUUAGCAUACUCAUAUUUCUUCAAUAAAAAGGUUUGUUAAAUUGUACAUACCAAGAGCUUAAUAUGUUUCUGUUAUAAUGAAUAAGAAUACAUCCUUUUUAGCUCGACUAUUCGAAGAAUAAGGAGAGCUAUCCUAGUCACCCGAGCGUCGGCGUCUGCAUAACCACUUAUGUUAAAGUUUUUGUAAGAGUUUGUGUACCACCUCAAAUGUUGACAUAUGGCUUUGAAACUUUGCACACUUGUUCAACAUUAUGCCCCCACAGGAGGAGGUAACUCUAUCAAGCAUUUUGACAAAAUUAUGCCCCUUUUUGACCAUCUCAAAUAUUUUUCAUUCAAUUUAUGUAAAUAUCUCAGCACAUCAUGUAUUGCAUUGAAAUCUAAUCUAACAGUGAUCCAUGCAUGUUUCGCCAAAACCUUUCAAUCUAUACACAGAAAAGCGUCGGAAUAGUCGAGCGCGCUGUCUCUGUGACAGCUCUUGUUUUAAAUUUUGACUUUUUAUUUCAUAUUUCGUUCAUAGCUAUUGCGCAGUUAACUUUAAACUUGGCUUGUGGGGUGUGUCCAUUUAAACUGGUUUUAACCCCCAGUAAAUUAACAUUUUACUGACCGUUCCAAGGCGGUACAUAUUAAACAAUCCUUGAUAAACAUAACUAGCUUUUUAGCUCACCAGAGCACGAAGUGCUCAAGGUGAGCUAUUGUGAUCGCCAUGUGUCCGUCGUCGUUGUCGUCCGUCGUCGUCGUCCGUCGUCCAUCAUUAACAAUUUGACUGUUUACACUCUAGAGGUCACAAUUUGGACACAAUCUUAAUGAAAUUUAGUCAGAAUGUUACCCUUAAUAAAAUCUUGGACGAGUUCGAUAUUGGGUCAUCUGGGGUUAAAAACUAGGUCACCAGGUAAAAUUAAAGGAAAAGCUUGUUAACACUAUAGAUGUCACAUUUAUGAUUGUAUCUUCAGGAAUCUUGGUCAGAAUGUUUAUAUUAAUACUCUCUAGGUCAAGUUUGAUUCUGACUAAUGUGCGGUCAAACACUAGGUCACGAGGUCAAAUUGAAGGAAAUUCUUGUUAACACUCUAAAGGUGUCAUUUAUGACUGUAUAUUCAUGAAAGCUGGUCAGAAUGUUUAUAUUAAUAAUCCUUAAAUCAAGUUUAAAUCUGGGUCAUGUGCGAUCAAAAACUAUGUCACCAGGUCAAAUCAUAGGAAAAGCUUGUUAGCACUAUAGAGGUCACAUUUAUGACUGACUGUUCAUGAAACUUAGUCAGAAUAUUUAUAUUAAUUAGCUCUAGGCCAAGUUCGAAUCUGGGUCAUGUGUGGUCAUAAACUAGGUCACCAGGUCAAAUUAAAGGAAAAGCUUCUUAACACUCUAGAGGUCACAUUUAUAAAGGUUUCAUGUUGGGGUAACUGCUCAAAGGUAAGAAGUCAAUGAGGGGUUCAGUUUAUUUUGUGAGAAGUACUUUGGUGAAAAGUGUCAGUAUUAAAAGCAAAUUCAUUUACCAUUCAAUGAAUAUGAGCCCAACCCCCCC
Mya arenaria is the source of this 3428-nucleotide messenger RNA. Its product is annotated as cytochrome P450 3A29-like. Gene Ontology annotation, molecular function: oxidoreductase activity, acting on paired donors, with incorporation or reduction of molecular oxygen; steroid hydroxylase activity; heme binding. The coding region runs from base 66 to 1616 and encodes 516 amino acids. Lineage: Eukaryota; Metazoa; Mollusca; Bivalvia; Myida; Myidae. The transcript has 14 exons. The record is from RefSeq and is a predicted model, not a curated record.